Rubroshorea leprosula is the source of this 998-nucleotide messenger RNA. NCBI's taxonomy places the organism in Eukaryota, Viridiplantae, Streptophyta, Magnoliopsida, Malvales, Dipterocarpaceae. The record is from the annotation of a GenBank genome assembly.
GGAAUCGAUCAUCCCUCCCCCCCAUUUAAUUAAUUACGCUCGAGAGCAACCGCGUGCUUCUCUCCCUGCGCAACUUGCUGCCACAGUCGUUGCUGCUGCCGCGAUGCAAUAGGUCUUGUGCUGUGUUGCUGCGGCCAGCCCCAGCCCCAGCCCCAGCCCCUAGCAGAACGGCAGCAUGCGUGCAUCCCCCCCUUCAAAAAUGCCCAUUUUUGAAGUUUUGGCGUUAAUGCUCGGCCAUCCGUGCUGUGCUGCGCCACCAACGCCGUGGCCCGCACGAUUUCGAGGUUCACGGCCUACUGAUGCUCUGCUAUCAUGCCAACUUCCGCACUGCCCCAUCCCGCCCAGCGAAAUCUGCUUGACCAAAUCGCCCCAAACUUGCUAUGGACGACCUCCAACCAAUGGCCUUUCUGUGUGCAAAAAAUCAGGGCAAACCGAGAUGGUCGCAAGAAACAGGUUAUUUGAGGUUAUGGCGCGAUUCCCCGCACCAUGGCAUGGGUUGUGGGAGUCGAAUCGCGUCGUGGCUUUGUUAGUAUUCACGUGCGCGCCCAACGUCUGGGGCUCGGCUUUGCUCGGUGUUUCUGUGGUUCUUGCGGGCAUGGGUGCAAGCGGAGCGGCAGUUCGCUUGGCGUUGCUGCAGCCCUCUACACGCAAUGGGCGUGUGAGUGGUGUAUAUGUCGUGCGUGUCGGCAGGCUCCUUGCUUGUGCAACGAACUAUCGACCCUCGCGGCCCCUUAGUCCCUCUAGAGACGUUUGCUUCUGGGUUCUCUACGGAUCCUGUGUUGCUUGCCAGCAUCGAAGGCACUCGGUUGCCACGUUGACCCUUUUCCUCUCGGUGACCCCUUGGGGAAGCCAGGGAGGACGCAAGUUUGGCCCCGUGCCCUGAGCAUCGCUCGCCGCGAGGCGUGCGGCGCGACGGUGCACGGGUGCUCGACCGUGCUCUUGGAUGCAAAACGCGUUGUGGAUUGGGGCUCUCACCCCUUCCUGUCCCGUCAAAGAAU